AUAUUAACAUAACAAUAAAAAGAGUUUUACCAUUGUACUUCUCUAAUUGCGCUAAAGGAAAAGCCUCUUACCCAAGGUAGACAAACCUAGAAGAGCAGUGGUGGAAGGCAGCCAGAAGAAAAAGGGAGCGGCAUGUCACGGCACGCGAGUUCGGGGGCCGAAGUCGAGGGCAUCGUGGCACGGAGCUGCAGCCACGGGCACACAGGGGGUGUGUCCAGCGUCCAGGAGGCAUGCAACGCAGCGUCACGGAGUACGAGCGCAGAGACGAGCACGGGUGCAAGUCGAAGCGCAAGCGGAAGCGUGGACGCGGGCAUGCAGGACGCGGGUGUCAGUGUGGGUGUCGGUGUCGCGACACGGGGUUGCGGCCACGACACUUACGAGGACGCAUACGAGGACGCAGCCACAAGGCGGAUCGCUCGGGACGCAGCGGGCCUUGUCAGCGAAGGCUUAAUGAGCGCACAUGAUAGAUGGCAAGUUUUCAGAGGAGAAAGCACAAAUUCGAGUGAUUUGAUAUUUACAGUGAAACGAUCUUCAAUGUUUCAAUGGAAAACGAAACUAGAUGUUUUUCUUGCAAAUAACACAGAUGAGAAGGUUUGUGAUUUCAAGGUCAAAGGAAGUUGGUCGGAGAGAUCCUGCGUGGUUUACGCUGGAGAGUCUUCCUCCAUUGUUGCACAAAUGCACAAGAAGACUACAAUUCAAAGCGUGUUGAUCGGGAAGGACAACUUCAUGGUUACUGUGUAUCCAAACGUUGAUUAUGGAUUCAUUGUAGCUCUUAUUGUCAUUCUAACUGCAAUCAAUGAGGCCAGCAGUGGGGCUGCGGGUGGGGCUGCGGGUGGGGCUGCGGGUGCUUCUGCAGUCUCUGCCUGUUGAAAUUUUCUUCUAAUUAAUUCUAGUUACGUUUUGGCUAGAGUGAUGGAAAUUUAAAUUUGUUGACGUCUAGAAAUAAAUAAAGGAUUUGAAAUGUGUGAUCGUGAAGCACUCUUGAUAGUGUGGAGGAUUAUUUGAUGUAUACUUGAGCAACAUUUUGGUAAAUAAAGGAUUUCUAUAUAU
Rubroshorea leprosula is the source of this 1050-nucleotide messenger RNA. Lineage: Eukaryota; Viridiplantae; Streptophyta; Magnoliopsida; Malvales; Dipterocarpaceae. The record is from the annotation of a GenBank genome assembly.